AUGUCGUCGAGUGAUGCCGCUCUCGACCCGGCGGCGCUGGCCGCCGCACAAGCUGCUGCCGAAGCGGCUCGCCGGAUGACAAUUGAGGCUUGGACUCUGUAUGCCAUUGGUAUGGUGGUGACAUUCCUCCGGAUGUUUGCAAGAGUCAAGGCCGUAGGCUUCCGAAAUUUCCGAGCCGAUGACUACCUAGCCUUUGCUGCUGCUAUCUUCUACACUAUCCAAUCAACCUUGGCGUAUGAGGUUGGCAACAUCGCCCAUGGUCUGGCCAACAAUGGCAUGACAGAUGCUGAGCGCGUAGCAUUGUCCACCUCGGAUCCCGAAUAUGGAAUUAGAAUCAUCGGAUCCAAAAUCCAGGUUGCUGGCUGGACGACUUACUCUGCGCUGAUCUGGCUACUUAAGUUGUCCAUGCUCUGCUUCUACUUACGGCUUACAGAGGGCCUUGGUCGCCGUUACCGAAUUCGAAUUUGGAUUGGGUUUGGAUUGGUUCUCGGAACGUUCAUCGCGUCACUCGGCUCUGUCUUUCUCGCUUGUAUUCCGUUCAACAAGUACUGGCAGAUCAACCCCGACCCCGGCAACUCCUGCCAAGCCGCUGUUUCUUUGCCGAUCAUCUGGACCUCGUUUGCCGCAAACGUGUCGACGGAUAUCUACCUCAUCUUGAUUCCGAUUCCACUACUUUGGGAGUCGACUCUGAAACUCAUCAAGAAGAUUGCAUCAACUAUCGUCCUUGGUGCCGGUAUCUUCGUGCUGGUGUGCGCAACACUGAAAAGCAUUUUUGUAUUAGUGGAUCCUGUAAAUGGCGCCCAACUUGCUGGUACCUGGGGUACACGCGAAACGUUCGUCGCCGUUGUUACAACGAAUCUUCCGAUGAUCUUCCCUCUACUACGGACAUGGCUUAAGCCCCUCUGGCCCAGCAUGUUGCGAUCCUCAAAGAAGACCUACAAGACACCAACGGGCUUUCAAACUAUUGGCGGCGGCAACGGACAAUACGGGCCUCGCAGCUACGACCGCCGGACCAAUCCAUCCAGCGCGAAUGCUAUCACCACGAACGCGACGUUUACGGAGAGCGAGGAGCGAAUCAUGAAGGACGUCAAAUUACAGGAUAUCAAAGGCAGUUCAGUAUCACCGACACCGGGCAGCAAACCUCCCAACGGAAUUGUGGUAUCAAACGAGAUCGAGGUUACCACUGAGGAUAGGACGAGUCAGUUUGUGGAGCAGCGUCCUCAGCGUGUACAUGAAGCAUGGUAA
This is a messenger RNA of Colletotrichum karsti, 1245 nucleotides long. RefSeq lists its product as uncharacterized. The transcript has 5 exons. Bases 1 to 1245 code for a protein of 414 amino acids. The record is from RefSeq and is a predicted model, not a curated record. Lineage: Eukaryota; Fungi; Ascomycota; Sordariomycetes; Glomerellales; Glomerellaceae.